AACGACAAUCCAUCCAACAUCAACCUCGCGUCAUCUGCAUCAACGUCGUCGCCGCCUGGAAUCGACCAGCCACCACUCUCACAGACGCUCUCGCUAGAAUCCACCUGCAAUCGAGACACGAAUCGAAUCGACUUGCGCGGGCUGACAACAUACGAAAGUCCAGCCGAAGCGAAUUGAUUGCGGCCGGACGACGAACCGCGCCGACCAACGGCGAAGCCCACGAUGCCCGACUCGGCCCCCCGCAAGGGUCUGGCCUCGUCGCCGGCCCUGAGCCAUGCGACACCGUCCAAGAAGAACGCCAAGGCUGGCACUCCCGCCACUGCCGGCGGCGACGAGGGCACCAUUAAGGUCGCCUCUAAAAAAGAGUCCAAGGCCAAGCCCGUCAACGGCGCCAUCAAGCUCAAAAAACAGGCUCCUCGGCAUAGUAAUCCGGGAAACUGGAAGGAUGGUGGUGUUAUUGACUCGGAGUCCAAGAAGUCCAAGGCAAAUGCUUCUAGUGUGACUGCGGCAUCUCCGGGCCCAGUGGUCAACCUCCUGGACGACAGCGCGCGGGAGACGUUUGCGACGGGCUAUCCCCUUGAAGACUACAUGGAUAUCACACAGUGUAAACACUGCAAGAAGAGCAUCCUUGUGACGGCCGCCAAGGCGCACAUCGCCGGCUGCCUGCGGCUCAAGAAGGAGAAGGCACAGCGCAAAAAGGAGGCUCGGGAGGCCCGUGAGCGGGCAAAAGAGCAGGCCGCGCGCGAGGAGCAGGCGCGCAAGGAAGAGGAGGAGGGUGGGGCAGGCGACGACAGCAGCGACGGCGACGACGAAGACGAGAAGCCAGGCGGCGGAGCAGGGAAGACCACAAAGAAGGCAGCCAAGAAGACGGGCGGCGACGGCGACAAGACGGGCAAGAAGCGGAAGGCCGACGGCGACCCAGAUGGCGGCAAGGGCGGGCCCAAGCCCAAGAAGAAGAAGGAUGAGCCAAAGCCCAAGGCUGUGAAGCCAAAGGGCCCCGUCGACGUGGAGAGGCAGUGCGGUGUCAUCACACCUACAGGCCAACCCUGCGCGAGGUCUCUGACGUGCAAGACCCAUAGCAUGGGUGCCAAGCGCGCGGUCCCGGGGCGGUCACUGCCGUACGACAUGCUGCUCACGGCAUACCAGAAGAAGAACCAGGCGAAGCAGCAGAAAGCAGCACUCGAUGCCAACGCACCUUUGGAGGACGAGGAUGAGGCGAACGCAGGCCCAGUGGACUCUGAUGAGGAGACGGCGCUCGUUAUGACGGCACUCUCGCGGUGGAAGCCCCAACCAGUAGUGCCACAGCCCGUCUUCACGCCCAUCAAGCGACAGUACCAGCUUUCACGACUCCAUGAGCAGCUGCAGAUGGCGACUAACGGUGGGCGGCUGAACAUCUUCAAGGUCGCUGGCUUUGGAGCACAGCGGCUGCCCGACGGCCACCCAGGCCUAAUGGCUGAUAACGAGGACGCGCCGGGAGAGCCCGACCACGGAAUGGGCAUGGGUCCUGCCUCCCGGAGGUCCUCGAGCUACAGCGUGUCGAUGCAAUCGGCUCACCCACACCAUCCCCCACAGAGGCAACCAUCAGUCACCGCGGGGCGAGCAUAGGACACUCGCCCCGCCCAGACGAUUCCGCCCCCUUCUCCUGCAGCCGGCCAGCAACUUCGAGCAAUAUCGGUAUCAUCUGAUGACAGCAUCAUUGAAAUGCCGCCACCAAAGAAACCUCGAAUUUCCUGCCCGUCGGCCUCCAUCGUCCGUGAGGCUCCGCGGCCAUCACCGCAACAGGCGCGUCCCUUGAAAACGCCAGGUCCUUCCCGACGUCGUUCAUCAAGCUCCCUCUCAUCCAACACUCGUCCCAAGUACGGGGUUCCCCCACAGAGAGACACAGGAUCCCCUGAUCGGCGGCCACUCAAAAGACCGCACGGGAAUGGGACCGCUCCCUCCCCGCGACAGGGACCUGUCCCAGGCAGGCCUCGACCUAGACCACCGCCUUCUGUCCAAUGCUCGAGGCUGCCAGGAGCGGCAGCUACAGCCACUCCUCAGCGUAUGGACCGUCCUCGACCGCUACCUCAAGGAUCUCACUCGGUCAUCCAUGACGUUGUAGCCACUCCCCGUCGGCUAUCGGGAGCGUCUCAAGACCCCCGUUCGGUCGUCCGUGAGACAGGAGUCGCUCCCCGCCAGCCAUCGCACGCGCCCAAGGCUAUGUCUCCUGGCGAACGAGGCGAGGGGCCUGUUCCUCGGACGCCACGAACGAUCAAGGCCCUACCUCCUGUGCCGCAUACACCAACGGACAAGGCGACCCAAAAUGGCACUCCUGAAACACCCCAUAUGCCACCGACAACCAUACGAGAGAGCACCCCUCAGACACCAGAGCCGAGGGUCGCUCGGGCCACACCUGCAGCCCAGCACCCUUGGCCCAAUCCCACCCAAACCUCAGUGCUAAGGACCCCCAAAAUCAACUUGAGUCUCCCGCCGAAGCCGCCUUCCCCCGCAGCCGCAAAUUCCAUCGGAUGUGCCUCCAUGACAGGAACGGCUGAGGGGGCUCGAGAUCCACAUAUAUAAUUACCGAGAAAGUGAUGCAUGUCUGGUCUGGAUAAUGCUCAUGUCUCUUGUAACACGGACGGAUGCGCCUCUGGCCCCAUUCGAGGCGUGUCCCAUGCAAAACUUUAUGAAUCGUUCUUAUAACAUGCGUUCACGCCAAGUCUUUCAGGUGCUUGUUUUUCUUUUCUGGUUCCCCUUUAAACCUACAUGGUCGUCUCUUACAAAUUCCCAGCCGCUUGCUGGGGCUUGCUGCAAUUUAUUCCUCUUUUCAUUUUAUCUUGGUUCGAAUGCUGGGGGAACUUGGUCUUUUCUCUCUCCCGCCUCGUUGCAUUGUAACACGCGUACCGACCUAUUUCCCACGUGGUUUUCAUCUGGAGUACAAGGCGCACUCUAGCGACUCGAUUAGUCUUUGCAUCCCUCUGGAUCUGCAUGACUUUGGACAGGCCCCCUAUAAAGUUCUUUGCUUGGUUUGUUGGGGCGCAGGCCCUUGGGUGUAAACGGACUACACAUGGGCAACUCUGCAUACAAGUUGCCUCUUGGGCGGGCUUGGCUCUUGCUUUUUUCUUCUGGUUUUUCUAGUCCCUUGGCCAUUGGUUUCUAGAACCGACCUCGGGCAACUUAGGAAUGGAAGAUGAACAGCCCUAAUUUUUACGCUGCGGCUCGCAGUCUGAGGCUACGUGGAAGUGGUUUGAGCGCCCGAUUCGACUCUGACAACCACAGUCGGGCAGUGAUUUGUGCAACGCGCAGGAGCCCGACUCGGCUGUUUUUAUUUUAUUCCAUUGUCUGUCUCUUUUGUCCACAGCCAGACGGGCAUAGAUGCGAACUCGGCCACGUAUCCGUCUUCCCCCCUGGGCCCCGGCCUGGCCGAUUGGGAUGAGUUGUUUCUCCCGCUAGCGCGUUUGGACCACAGCGGGCAAGGGUUUCGGCCAACCGCCUUUUCGGAACCGGCUUGUCCCAGCGGUGCGGGCUCGGCAACAUGUUGAGAGCUGCCAGGACCCCACCCGGCUCGGUUGGGUAGAGUGCCUUUCUUUGUGCAGCGGGAUGACGUCAACGUUGCUGUCCAAUGGGUUCCUUCGAGC
This is a messenger RNA of Gaeumannomyces tritici R3-111a-1, 3617 nucleotides long. RefSeq lists its product as hypothetical. Gene Ontology annotation, biological process: regulatory ncRNA-mediated heterochromatin formation; regulation of transcription by RNA polymerase II; RITS complex assembly. Lineage: Eukaryota; Fungi; Ascomycota; Sordariomycetes; Magnaporthales; Magnaporthaceae. Gene Ontology annotation, cellular component: SAGA complex. The transcript has 3 exons. The record is from RefSeq and is a predicted model, not a curated record. The coding region runs from base 223 to 1605 and encodes 460 amino acids.